Ramularia collo-cygni is the source of this 1710-nucleotide messenger RNA. RefSeq lists its product as uncharacterized. The transcript has 2 exons. Bases 1 to 1710 code for a protein of 569 amino acids. Gene Ontology annotation, biological process: arachidonate metabolic process. Lineage: Eukaryota; Fungi; Ascomycota; Dothideomycetes; Mycosphaerellales; Mycosphaerellaceae. Gene Ontology annotation, cellular component: membrane. The record is from RefSeq and is a predicted model, not a curated record.
AUGCACGAAAGCGUAGCGACUCUCGAUCCUUCUUCUGGGACAGAUUCGAGAAAUCCUAGUCGAGCACCAAGUGUACCUCGAAGGGAGGAGACGGGCAAUUCAGAAAAAGCUGGGAGAGUGUGGGCCAGAGGAGUAGACGAUCCUUGGCACCCGUGCAUUCUUACACUCGAUGGAGGUGGUAUCCGCGGCUACAGCAGCCUGUUGAUCUUGCAAGCUUUGAUGCGCGAAAUCGCCGAGUGGGAAGCAUAUUACGACAACAUCGAAACGAUUAAUGUUCGGUCGGAUAGCCCGACGUCUUACUUUAGUGCCGAGGAACAGACCGGCGCUGGUGCAGCGCGUGGACGUGCAGGGAAGAUCGUCGUUGAGACUACAGAACAUCAUCCCGAGCACCCACUGCAUCGAGUCACGACGGAGGUACCUUUGACGCAGACCAUUGCAGCGGACGAGGUGGAGACAAUGCCGUCGAAUACAGCCGAUGGAUUGCUAGACACGACUGCUGAAGAGGGCGAACCACCACAGAAAGGACCAGAGUCCAAAAGUACCAGCCAUCAUGCCGAUGACUUGCUUCCUUGCCAUUAUUUCGACUUCAUGUAUGGCACGUCGACCGGCGGACUCAUCGCUACGAUACUUGGCAGGCUUCGCAUGACUGUUCCCGAAGCCUUGGAGCUUUACCGCAAGGUUGGAAAUGACCUGUUUGGAGUCCGGCGAAGUCGCGUUCCGCUUCGAACAAAGUACUACCACGAGCCGCUCGAGAAGGCUGUGCGAGAAAUUGUCAAGAGACGAUGCAAGGACCAUCCCGACUGCGAUGGCAACGACCUCCAUCCGUGGGAUUCCACGCAAGCUACGUUCGACGUAGACUCGCCUCGUGUCUGUCACUCUUGCUGCCUAACGGCGACGCACGACCAAAGCCUGUGUGAAGCACACCUCUUGCGAUCCUAUCCGCAUUACUACAGCGAUGCCUGCCCCAACUGGAUUACACGUUACAACGAGGGAGCAGACGCUCUCCCUAUCUGGCAGGUGACGAGAGCAACGACGGCAGCUCCAUUCUACUUUGAGAUGCUGAAAGCCGUGGUCAACGACGUCGAGAUGUCUUUCAAAGAUGGUGGUAUCAGGGAGAACAACCCCAGUGGUGCGGCAAUCAGCGAAUUUCACGCCCUAUACGAAGGACGUGCAGCAUCUCCUGCGAUACUUCUCAGCGUUGGAACCGGACGACCAAGCCAGAUCCACGAUGGUUUUGCUGCACCUUGGCCGACGACUAUUGGACGAUUCCCGCUUGUGAGCAAGUUCUUGGAGAAGCGUGCAGUCGUGCAGAACCUUUUGAUCAAGUACACUGAAGGAGAGAAGCAGCACAAGCAGACACGGGAGCAUGCAAAAGGAGAACAUACCUGGUACAAACGCCUGAAUGUGUCCAAAGGAUUCGAAGACAUGCCUCUGGACCACUGGGAAGAAGGAUUGUGGACCGAUCCAGUGACGGGGAAAGAGACACGCAUCAAUGGUGGUACGAGCUUGACCAAGAUGGAAGAGGCUGUCGAGGAAGAGCUCAAUCGGCCAUUCAAUCCGGAAAUCGACUCUUAUGCGCCCCCAAGCACCAUGUUAAAACAGGCAGCGCAGAAGUUGGUCCUACAGCGCCGUGCACGCGAGGCUGAGGGCGGUCCCAGAUGGGAGGUCUAUGUGGGAGGUCACAGGCCACACUCCAACCCAGCAGAUUGA